Mytilus californianus (California mussel) is the source of this 3743-nucleotide messenger RNA. RefSeq lists its product as uncharacterized. The transcript has 12 exons. Lineage: Eukaryota; Metazoa; Mollusca; Bivalvia; Mytilida; Mytilidae. The coding region runs from base 37 to 1380 and encodes 447 amino acids. The record is from RefSeq and is a predicted model, not a curated record. Gene Ontology annotation, molecular function: GTPase activity.
UCUGUCUGCUCACUUUUUGACAGGAGCCGAAAGAAGAUGUCAGGAAAAGUGAGGCAGAGGACGUCGGCAAAUGCCGCUGACUCAGCCACUCAGUCUGUAAACGAAAAGAUCUUGAAAGAGUGCCAUUCUCUUUACACAGAACCAGAUAAUGGUAUGGUCAAAAUAGCUCAAGAUUUGGGUCUAUCUCUGCUGGCACCAAGGAAGAAAAUUACAGUUUUGAUGAUUGGUAACCAUUCAGCUGGGAAGAGCUCAUUUAUAAACUGGUAUGUUGAAGAACAUGUACAGAGAACUGGUGUUGCCAUAGAAACACAAGGAUUUUCCUUUAUUACCAGUGGCAGAAAGAGGGAAUCCUUAACAGGAAAUGCCACACUACAUUUGUAUCCACAUUUUGAACCUUUAAGACAAAUUGAAGGUGUAACAGACUACCUCACAACAGAAAUCUCCACAUCAAAGCAGAAGAAAUUCAGUUUAGUCACAUUUGUAGAUACACCAGGGCUUGUAGAUGGAGACAUGAAAUAUCCAUUUGAUGUCAACAAGUCCAUCCUCUGGCUUGGUGACUUAGCUGAUUUGAUAUUUGUUUUCUUUGAUCCUAUUGGCCAGGCUUUAUGUAAGAGGACUCUUAACUUAGUGGAAGAACUUAACCAUAAACAUGCAGAGAGGAUUAGGUUUUAUCUCAGCAAAGCUGAUGAGGCAGGACAUGAAAGUGAUAGACAGAGAGUGAUGAUGCAGAUUGUCCAAGAGUUGUGUAAAAGACCUGGAUUAAACAGAACAGGAUUUGACAUGCCAACAAUUUAUGUCCCAAAUAUGAAUUCCAAGGGAAGUAGAUGUGCCAAUCAGAUAGAAGAAGUAUGCAAGGAUAUAGAAAAGACAAUUAACCAGACAAUUCAGACUACACUCAACUCCUUGGAGAAAGAUUGUGAUCAAAUUGCUGAAAUGGUUAAAGAUAAAAUAGCAAAAGACAGUGUCACAGCCUCUGUGAAUUUAAAAGCACAGUUCCGUGGAGCAUUGUUUGGUUUUAUAGGCAUGCUGUUACCAUUGUUAUUGCUAGCAACCUACUUAGUGAGCACAAAAUCUCAAGUUGUACAAGUUCUUGGUGAAGACAUUCUGGCAACUCUGUCUUUAUAUUUGGGACCAUUAGCUCGAGGAUGGCAGAAGGUACCUGCACAAUACUCACAAUAUGUUAUAAUUGGAAUAGUGGGUGUUGCCCUGGUGAUGUUACUAAUAGCAAAAUUUGCUUCAUCGACAAAACCUACAUUAUCAAGAAAACAGAAAAAAUCUUUACUGGAAGUCAGGGAUUAUGUACAGAAUACUGUUAAAUCUAAAAAGCAAAAACUCUAUCAAGAAUAUCUGAAGCAGAGUGUAGCUGACCAUGACUUAUGAUGAAGGUUUCCUAUAGGCCAAAUACAUCAGAAUUCAUCUUGCAUCAUCUCCAUACAUCUACAGCAAAUUUCCAGUGUUCUAUAUCAUCCUGUCAUUAUCUUGACUAAAUUUUAUUCAAAUGCAGUUGUAAUGAAAUUAUGUGUGCCUUUUAAGACAACACUAUAAAUGAAUGCUGAAACAUCAUUUAUGUUAUGUUCAGCAGUAUGCCUUGACAGAUGGUAUUCUUUAACUAGACUUCAAGGUGUAUGGUUCUACUGAUUGAAGAAAUAUUUUAAUUUGUUGACCAGAAUUUUGAAAUGAGUAUUGUUCAUUUCUUUAUAAAAUUCAAAGUUUUAAAAAUUACCUACAUAAAAUUCUAAAUGAGAAAUUAUACAUAUUUUUGUUCUAUGAUUGUCGGUGUUCAUACAUUGUUCAAUUUUUCUGGUUGUAUAGGCUGUUUGUUUUAGUUUAUUGUAGCAAAGAAGAUGUUUUACAGUUACUUUAUGGUUGAGGGAAUUUUUAUUUAUUUAUUUUUUUUUAUCAGAUACUCUCUCUUUUUGUUGUAAAGAGAAUAUAUGGCACUGUAUUCAGAACAUGGAAAAGGCAAGAGAUCGUACUUAUUUUGUGUUGCUAGAUAAUAUUUUGUUUUAAUGUGACAGAUUAAUUAUUAGAUGUAUAGAUUAAAAAAACAAUUAACACUUUUCAAAUAUGCAUCGCUAGAUAUGAAUUUAACAUAUAUGUGUUGAUAAAAGGAUUUGGUCGAAGUAUAAUUUUGCAAAUAUGUUGUUAAUAAUGUUGGUCAGAAAUGUAUCAAAAUAUAAAAUAUGUUUUACUCCCAAUUUCAAUGUUAUAUUUGCAUCAUAUAUGGUGAUGAAAUGAAAUGUGUUAUUUUGAUACAACUCGUUAAAUAGAAUGAAUUAUGUCCCUUUGAUGGCUGAUGCUUAUUUUUUGCUUUAGUUGUCAAUGAAAGAGACAAAAUACAUAUUUUUAUUAAAUAAUAAGUUUAAAAAUUGGCCCUUAUAUGCUAAAAUUAGAAUGACUAUUAUGGAAUUCAAAAGAUCAGCUCAUAUUGGUAUUGGCCCAUGUAUUAAUUCAAGGUCUGCUGUAUUGGUCCUGUAUUGAUUCUCGGUCAGCUGUAGUGGCCCUCGGGACCAAUACAGCAGACCUUGAUACAUGGGCCAAUACCAAAUCAGCAAGUUGGUAACUCUAUAAUAUUGACCUUGCAUAAGAAUGAUAUGGAUGAACAUUCUCAUGCCAAAAAAAAAGGAUGCAUUUAUCAAAUCUUUUCCUUGGAAAAAUAAUCCACAACUUUUUUUCAGAUUGGUGCUGCUUUGCUAUUUUAAUACAGUAUUUAUUUGUUUAAAAAUUACCUCAUUUUUGAAAUGUCAAAAGUCUCAUGAAAGAAAUCAUCCCAUCACAUUUUUUGCUUGAAAAAAGAAAACGUCCAUGAAAAUGAAAGUAUUAAAAUCAUUAAGGUAUUAUUAAUCCGAAGGUGUUCAUUCUUUUUGUUUCAUUUUUAACAAGCAGUUUUUUCCCAAAAUAAAAGAAACACAUCAAUGUAUUAUUGCCUUUUCUUGUUAGACAUCCAAAUACAGUUUGUCAGUUUUUAUAACAUCUUAAAAAAGAAUCUAAGAAUGUACAAUUUCAGCAGUAAUGAACUUUUAAGAGGCAUGUUCAAAAUAUGAAACCAAUUCGACAAAUAAAAUUGAUAUGAUGAUAUAAUUAAUUUAAAGAUUACUAAAUUUUACUUUAUUGAAACAUUUGUUCCUGAAAUGUGUGUAAUUAAUAUUUAGAUAUUGUUCAAUUGUUACGUCUAGUUAAAACUUAAUGUACCAAUUUUUCCAGCAUACAAUUCUUAUUGAGAUUUGUUCCAGCAUGUUCACAGGAAUUUUAGUUAUAGAAUGCACUUUUAAAGAUAAAAUACUGUUCAGUUAUGAUUUUUCUAAAAUAUUAUUGUUUCAAGUCACACUGUACUCUUAAUAAUGUUAUCAUUUAUUGACAAACUGUCCAUAAAAUACUGGAAAAUUGAAAAGGUUUAUCCGUACCAUUGAUAGAAGCUUGCAAAGGGUACAAUAGUUUAAAGUUUUUUUUACAUGAUUAUCUGAUAAGUUUUUAUGGUAACUAUAUUGAUUAGAUACUAAUUUGUACUUAUAAGUUGAUAAAUACUAAGAUUAAUUAUGAAAUAUUUGUUACGAUGCUGUGAAAAUUAAAACUUUUGCAGUAUUUCAUUUCAUUUUGAGAGGAUAUGUUGGUGCAGAUCCAUGAUGAAUUUGUUAUGCAAUUUUACAAGGCAGCUCUUAUGUAUAUGUUACAAAGGACCAGAUGUUCUAGUCUCUAAGACAUUUAUUUUUUUUGAAAAUCACAAUAAAUGCCAGAAGCAUUAA